AUGACAGUCCACAAGGUGAAUUCUGUAGAUGAAUACAAGAAUUACGUUUCAAGACAAGGUCUUGUUGUUGUUGAUUAUUUUGCAACUUGGUGUGGACCAUGCAAUAUGAUUGCUCCAAAGUUGGAGGAAUUUAGUGAGCAACUUAAAGAUGUUCUUUUUAUUAAGGUUGAUGUAGAUUCACUUCCAAGUGUUGCUGAUACAGAAUCUGUUAGAGCCAUGCCUACAUUCAAAUUAUUCCUGAAUGGUAAAGAAAUAAAGAGUGUUGUUGGUGCCAAUUUUGAAGUAGUUCAACAAGCAGUUUUAUCAAAUAGACCAUGA
This is a messenger RNA of Cryptosporidium ubiquitum, 318 nucleotides long. Its product is annotated as thioredoxin H-type. Gene Ontology annotation, molecular function: protein-disulfide reductase activity. Bases 1 to 318 code for a protein of 105 amino acids. The record is from RefSeq and is a predicted model, not a curated record. The transcript has 2 exons. Lineage: Eukaryota; Apicomplexa; Conoidasida; Eucoccidiorida; Cryptosporidiidae.